AUGAGGAUCUGCGGCCCGCUGGCUGCGCCUUGGUGGCGUGUCCUCUUGCUCUCCUGGCUUUGGACAUUUGCCCUAGCUAAGGACGAGCCCACCAUCUCCGCCUCCAAAAUUGAGGGUUACCCUCGCAACAUCAACUACUUCGAAGACAGCGACUCGGUCAUAUGGCAUAACAUCGAUACCGGCAACAUAUUCUGGUCCAAGGAUGCUGGCGUUCAGUGGGCCAGGGUCGGCGACGUCGACGAGGGCAAAGCCGUCCUGCUCAUCAUACAUCCUCACGAAGCCAAGACGGCCUUUAUUCUGACUGCUCACCAAGAGCAUUACAUGACGCAGGAUCGCGGCGAAACUUGGUCCAAAUUCGACUCUAAAGCGCCUCCGAGUCGAUUCCAGCCUGAAGUCUUGACUUUCAACGCCGCCGAUCCGAAGCGCAUAAUUUUCAACGGCAUGGAUUGCGACGAAAUAUUUUGCGACGAAGUGGCCAUCUAUACCACCGACGGUUUCAAGACUGUUGACAAGCUACGUGAAGAUACAGCUGGCUGUUGGUGGGCCAAAUCGUCGCUAGAAUUUAGCACCGGCGACAACGACCUGGACAAGUCUAGAAUUUUGUGCAUUAUCCGUGACGAGCUUUCCCCGCGGAGACAAGAACAGCGUCUCGUCGUUUCGGACGACUUCUUCAAGAAAGAAAAAGGGGAAAUCCAAGAAUUUGAACCCGAUCUCGACAUCACCAAGCCCGUUCGUGGCGUCAACAAUAUAGCAAUCAUCAAGGGCUAUCUUUUGGUUGCGACGAGCUCGGCCGGAAGCGACGAGAUGGCUCUCUAUGUGACUGAUGACACAAAGAAGUGGCAUCGCGCCAUAUUUCCUAGCUCGGACUCCCACGAGCACUCUCAUGCCAUCAACCAAGGCGCCUAUACCGUUCUGGAGAGUACAAACUACAGCAUCCAGGUCGAUGUCAUGACUUCGGCUCCCUCUAGACCCAUGGGUGUCUUGUUCACCAGCAACUCCAAUGGCACAUACUUUACCGAGAACAUGCCGUACACGAACCGAGACAGAAAGGGCCACGUCGAUUUCGAAAAUGUCAGCGGGAUCCAGGGCGUCUACCUUGUCAACACCGUUGAAAACGGAGCAGAUGUUGAUAAGCACGGCAAAACAAAGGUCCUGGUCAGCAAAAUCACCUUCGACGACGGCAGAACCUUUGAAUCCCUCAAAGCCGGAGAGGACACAAUUCAUUUGCAUUCGGUCACCGAAUUAGACAAUAUUGGCCGUGUAUUUUCCAGCCCCGCGCCUGGUCUGGUUAUGGGCAAUGGAAAUACUGGCAAAUCGCUCAAAAGGCCUUCGGAGUCGAAUCUAUACGUUUCCGACGAUGCUGGUCGAACCUGGAAGCAGGCGCUUGAAGGCCAGCACAAGUACGAGUUCGGCGACUCCGGCUCGAUUCUUGUUGCCGUCAAAGAUUCAGACAAGCCCGACAUCGAUAAGUUCUCGUUUUCUUUAGAUCAUGGCGAGAAAUGGAACACUGUUUCUUUCCCGGAUGAUCUAAAGAUAAGACCUGAGUUUCUCACAUCAGUGCAGGAUGCUACCAGUCUCAAAUUUCUUCUUGUUGGCUCUCAUAAGGGAGAAUAUCACAGCAUUGCCAUUGAUUUCGAGGGUCUGCACGAACGAAAGUGUGGCGAUGAUGACAUGGAGGAAUGGCAUGCACGCGUCGAUGCUGAUGGCAAGCCACAGUGCAUCAUGGGUCACAAACAGUCUUUUACGCGCAGAAAGAAGACGGCAGACUGCUUCAUCAAGAGCGAGUUCAAGGAGCCAAUAGCCAAGACGGAGGACUGCGAAUGCUCCGAUGCCGACUUUGAAUGCGAUUUCAACUUCCAGCGCGACUCCGAAGAUCACACCAAGUGCAAGCAAGUUGGAUCAUUGGUUAUCCCGGAAGGUUCGUGUAAGGGAGAUGAGAAGUCGUUCAAGGGGUCUUCGGGCUGGCGACUGAUUCCCGGCAACACGUGCAAGAGGAAAGACGGUGAGCAGAAAGACGAUGCCAUUGAGCGCGAAUGCAAGGAUGGUGGAAAGGACAAUGGCAAGGACGACGGCAAAGACGAUGGCAAGGACGGCAAGGAUGGGGGUGACGAUACCGACCCUUCUAGCGGCGGCGUUUCCCACAAGAAGAAUGACUUUGACACCGACCUGAACGACUUUCAGAAGUUUUAUCUCGAGCGCGGCGAAGCGAGCUCAUCAAAGGAUGAGACAGUCAUUGUGCGCGCUGCUGAGCAGGGUAGCGGUGGCCAGUUGAAAGUCGACGACCGUUUAUGGCGAUCGCCUGACCACGGCAAGAAAUGGGAGCGCAUCCUUGAGGGAGAGAGAAUUCAGAACAUUUUUCCUCACGAGUACUUUAACGAUGUGGUUUACUUCACUACCGUUGAAGAUAGCAAAGUCUUUUACACUAUUGAUCGAGGACAAAGCUUUCACCCGUUCACGGCUCCCUCAGAGCCAUUCGAGGAUGGCCCAUUCAGCUUCCACCCGGACAAGAAGGACUGGAUCCUUUGGGUUGGCAAGACGUGCGAAAAGGUAGGCAGCAAAGAGUUCUGCUACUUGAAAGCCUCUAUUUCGACUGAUCGUGGCGACGACUGGCGUACGCUACGUAAGUAUGUCGAGAAGUGCGAGUUCACCGGCAAUUCCGAAUACAAUAUCCGUGCUGAGAAGCAAAUUGUCUGUCUCGCUCAUCGCGAGGAGAAUGAAGACUCUCCCUUGACAAUCAUCACCAGCGAUGACUUCUUCGAUGAGGACGUAAUCAUGCUCGACAAUGAAGUAAGCAACUUCAUCACAAUGAGCGAAUACAUCAUCUUGGCUGAGAAAGACCAGAAGACCGGAGGCGUCAAGCCUCUGGUCAGUGUCGAUGGCAAGCAUUUUGAGAAUGCGCACUUCCCUUAUAAGUUCCAAGAAGGCCACGAAAGCGAGUACACAGCUUUGGACAGCUCCACGCAUGCUCUCAAUCUGUUUGUUAAGACGGAUGACGGCGCAGACCACCAAUACGGCUCCAUUAUCAAGAGCAAUUCCAAUGGCACGUCCUUUGUGCUCAGCGCCUCCAACGUAAACUGCGAUGAUACGCCAUACGUCGACUUUGAAAAGGUUGCAGGCUUGGAAGGAUUCGAGCUCAUAAACGUUGUUACCAAUCCUGGCAAAGAGGAGAAGACCAAGAAGAUCCAGACCAAGAUUUCUCGCAACGAUGGUGCCGAAUGGGGCUACCUGGCUCCUCCGAGUAAGGAUGCCGAUGGCAAAUCAUACUCUUGCAGCAGCUCCAAGGGUGACAAGUCUUGCGCCCUCCACCUUCACCAUUACACGGAGCGCGAUGACAAGCGCAAGACUUUUGCUGCCGCUACUGCUGUCGGACUCAUGUUUGGCAUCGGCAAUGUCGGCUCUAUCCUCGGUGACAUUAAAGAGGCAGACACGUUUAUGACUGCCGAUGGCGGUAUCACCUGGCGCAACGUCAAGAAAGGACACUGGACCUGGCAGUAUGGCGACCAAGGAUCUAUCAUUGUGCUAGUAGAACGUGCCACACAUGACAAUAAAGCCAGCACCAACAUUGUAUCCUACUCCACCGACGAGGGCAAGACAUGGACGGACUACAAGUUCACAGACGACAAAGUCACCGUGCUCGACAUCACUACGCUUUCGUCUGGCACCUCGCGGAAUUUUCUCCUCUGGUGCAGAUCAGAGUCGGGCAAAGUUUUUACCGUCAACCUCGACUUUACUGGCCUCACCGACAAGGUUUGCAAGCUUGGCAGCCUUGGAAAGGAGGGCGGCGAUACUGAUUAUGACCUUUGGUCUCCCAAACACCCCAUGCUGAACGAUGACUGUGUAUUCGGUCACGUCGCCAAAUAUUUGCGCAAGAAGCCGGACCGAAAUUGCUACAAUGGGCAGGACAUUCAGCGUCUGUAUAAGAAGGAGAACUGCGCUUGCAGUCGACGCGAUUAUGAAUGUGCCUACAACUUUGAAAUGGACAAUAGCGGGCAGUGCGUCUUGGUCAAGGGCCUCGAGCCAUUAUCUGGCAAGGAGUGGUGUGAAAAGAAUAAUGCCACGACCUACUUUGAGCCCACGGGCUACCGCCGACUGCAGCUAACGACGUGUGAGGGCGGCAAAGAGUACGACAAGACGUCGACUGAGCACGACUGCGCCGGGUACGAAGGGGAGGUGGCCAGGAAGCGCAAGGCGUCGGGCGUGGCCAUUUUCUUUGCCGUGGUGAUUCCGAUUGCGGCGGCCCUCGCGGUCGGCUGGUACGUGCACCGCAACUGGUCGGGCAAGUUUGGUCAGAUACGCCUCGGCGAGUCGUCGGCGGCGACGUUUGAUAGCGACCAGCCGUGGAUCAAAUAUCCCGUCAUCGCCAUUUCCGCCGUCGUCGCCUUGGCCGCGGCGCUGCCGGUGCUGGCCGCCAGCGUGUGGCGCACCGUCUUUGGUGCAUACCAGCGCGCGGGAGGUGGUGGUGCCGGAGGUGGCAGGAGCUGGAAUCGUCGCUUCACGACGAGACAGAGCUUUGCCCGCGGAGGCGAGUAUUCGCGCGUCGAAGACUAUGAUGGGGAGCUGCUGGGCGAGGACAGCGACGAGGAUGUAUAG
Messenger RNA from Beauveria bassiana ARSEF 2860, 4590 nucleotides. RefSeq names its product vacuolar protein sorting/targeting protein PEP1. Gene Ontology annotation, biological process: protein targeting to vacuole; Golgi to vacuole transport; Golgi to endosome transport. The record is from RefSeq and is a predicted model, not a curated record. Gene Ontology annotation, cellular component: Golgi apparatus; membrane. Gene Ontology annotation, molecular function: protein binding. Bases 1 to 4590 code for a protein of 1529 amino acids. NCBI's taxonomy places the organism in Eukaryota, Fungi, Ascomycota, Sordariomycetes, Hypocreales, Cordycipitaceae. The transcript is spliced from 2 exons.